CCAAUAAAUCCACCCUCCGGGGCGAGCGCUCCUCCCCCACCAUGGACGAAAUCCUCCAGCGGCUCACCGAGGUUAGCAUCCGCCAGCAACAAAUUGUUGAGCACCUCGCCACCCGUCAAGGAGAGACGGAGCAGGGACUCGCGGCACUGCGUGCCGCCGCCGCUCAACGCGUUCCGCUGCCGGACCCCCGAGUGCAAGCCGCGAAGCUGCUACCCAAGCUGACCCCUCAUGAUGACGUAGAAGCCUUCUUACAAAUGUUCGAAGCGACGGCCACCUUGGAAGGGUGGCAUCAGGAUGACUGGGCACGGGUGCUGGCUCCCCUGCUGACAGGUGAAGCGCAGCGUGCAUACUUCACUCUUCCCGCCGCCUCCGCCGAUCAAUAUAAGGAGGUCAAGAAGGAAAUCCUAGCCCGCCUGGGGUUAUCCCCUAUCUGUGCCGCCCAGCACUUCCACGAGUGGGAGUAUAAGCCCCGUCUGCCGGCCCGUGCCCAGGCCGCCGAACUCACACGACUCGCGCAGCACUGGCUGCUGGAGGGGGCUCCAUCGGCUGGACAGGUGGCGGAGCGCGUGGUGAUUGACCGUAUCCUCCGAGCCCUUCCCCGAUCCCACCGACAGGCAGUGGGGAUGAGGAACCCAACCACCACCUCCGAGCUGGUGGAGGCUGUCGAGCUGGCGGAUGCGGCCCAACACUGGGAUGCUGGGGAGCGAGCGCCGCCAUUUCCCCGGAGGGUGGUCCAGGAGCGGCGCGCGUGCCGGAGGGCACCCCGCGACCAGUAG
Sinocyclocheilus rhinocerous is the source of this 776-nucleotide messenger RNA. RefSeq lists its product as uncharacterized. Lineage: Eukaryota; Metazoa; Chordata; Actinopteri; Cypriniformes; Cyprinidae. The coding region runs from base 42 to 776 and encodes 244 amino acids. The record is from RefSeq and is a predicted model, not a curated record. The transcript has 2 exons.